AUGUCUGGGAGCGGACUGAGCAGUCAAAUGAAAGCGGAAACCUGGAGCGAGUCCAGCUAUCCAUUCAACGAACCUCCAUUGGACGACAAGGAUGCAGGUGUGCACAAUAUCGAGGUUUACGCCGCGCAGUAUGAGCACUUCGGUUACAAAGUUCUUUUGUUCUUUUCUAUCUUCCUGAUUGCAUAUGCGUACGGACUGGACGGUAACAUCCGGUACACAUUUCAGACGUUGGCAACGAACUCCUACUCUCAGCAUUCUUUGCUGGCGACCGUUAACUGUGUCAUCGCAGUGAUUGCGGCGCCAGGCCAGAUCUGCUUUGCAAGGGCUGCUGACAUAUUUGGCAGAGCGACGAUCCUUUUCAUAGCCGUUGUGUUCUAUUGUAUGGGGACAAUUAUAGAAAGUCAGGCUACCACCGUGCCACGCUUCGCUGCCGGGGCUUGUUUCUACAGACUUGGCAUGACUGGUAUCGUUCUCAUACUGGAAACCAUCGCAAUGGAUUUCUCCCAUUUGAACUGGAGAUUGUUAGCAUCAUUUGUGCCCGCUUUACCCUUCAUCAUCAAUACUUGGAUUAGUGGCAAUGUGACGAGCGCUGUAGGUAGCAAUUGGAAAUGGGGGAUCGGUAUGUGGGCAUUCAUCUUACCUCUCUCGUGCAUCCCACUUGCCUGCUGCAUGUUGCAUAUGAGGUACUUAGCUCAGAAGAACGCCAAACAACAACUGAAAGGCGAAUUUAAGAUGUUGAAGACGAUGUCGUGGGCUGAAUAUAUAAUUGAGAUCUUCUUCUGGAGAUUAGACUUGCCCGGUUUGAUCUUGAUCUGUGUGACCUUCGGUUGUAUUUUAAUCCCAUUUACUUUGGCUGGCGGGCUGCAAGACAAGUGGAAAACCGCAGGCAUCAUUGCUCCUGAAGUGAUAGGUUGGGUAAUUGCUCUGCCUUUGUACAUGAUUUGGGAGUCUCUUUACGCUAGACAUCCGUUGACACCCUUUAAACUGGUGAAGGACCGCGGUAUAUUUUCAGCGUUGAUUAUCGCUUUCCAUAUCAACUUCAUCUGGUACAUGCAAGGCGACUACAUGUUCACUGUGUUGCUGGUUGCCGUAAAUGAAUCCGUAAAGUCUGCAACAAGAAUCACUAACUUGUAUUCCUUCGUUUCCGUGAUUACAGGUACGAUGCUGGGUUUCGUCCUGAUCAAAGUGAGAAGAACAAAACCUUUCAUCUUGUUCGGCAUAGGUUGCUGGUUCGUGUCCUUUGGCUUGCUGGUUUAUUAUCGCGGUGAUGUCGGCUCCCACUCCGGCAUCAUAGGGUCUCUAUGCUUGCUGGGCUUUGGUGCUGGUUUCUUCACCUACACGACACAGGCUUCGAUUCAGGCGUCCACUAAACUGCACCAGGACAUGGCUGUCAUCACUUCUCUGUACUUGGCAACCUACAACGUUGGUUCAGCUGUUGGGUCAGCUGUUUCAGGUGCAAUCUGGACCAACUUACUGCCUGAACAGGUCGAGAAAAGACUCGCAAACUCAACUCUGAGUGCACAGGCCUAUUCAGCACCCUUGGUGUUCAUUGAGACUUACACAUGGAAAACGCCAGAGAGACAAGGUGUGGUCGCGGCUUACCGAUACGUGCAGAAGAUCUUGUGCAUCGUUGGUCUAUGCUUCUGCGCACCGUUGCUGUUGUCUGCAUUCUUUUUGAGAAAUCAUAAGCUAGAGAACGUUGUCGCCCUUGCAGAUCUUGAUGAAAAGAAGUCUUUAGAAGAUGAUAAGACUGCGGAUUUCUAA
Torulaspora globosa is the source of this 1764-nucleotide messenger RNA. RefSeq names its product siderophore transporter (gene SIT1). Gene Ontology annotation, molecular function: siderophore-iron transmembrane transporter activity. The transcript has a single exon. Gene Ontology annotation, biological process: intracellular iron ion homeostasis; transmembrane transport. NCBI's taxonomy places the organism in Eukaryota, Fungi, Ascomycota, Saccharomycetes, Saccharomycetales, Saccharomycetaceae. Gene Ontology annotation, cellular component: vacuolar membrane; endosome. The record is from RefSeq and is a predicted model, not a curated record. Bases 1 to 1764 code for a protein of 587 amino acids.